This is a messenger RNA of Thamnophis sirtalis, 3332 nucleotides long. It is a transcript of the gene GPM6A, whose product is annotated as glycoprotein M6A. Gene Ontology annotation, biological process: neuron projection development. Lineage: Eukaryota; Metazoa; Chordata; Lepidosauria; Squamata; Natricidae. Gene Ontology annotation, cellular component: plasma membrane; neuronal cell body; axonal growth cone. The record is from RefSeq and is a predicted model, not a curated record.
UUUAAAGCACAGAUUUCAAUGCAAACAUCAAUUUAUUUCCCUGUUUUAUAUGCAAAGUGAGCUUUAUGAAUCACAGCGUUACUGCUACCAGGACCCCAACCAAAUUCUCCCCUCCCCAAAUUCACAGGCUUUUCGUUUGAAUACCUGCUUACAGUGGUGUACAAUGGACAGCUUUGAGAAGAAAAAUUGAUAAUCUUCAUGGAAGAGUAAUUUGAAUGAAAUUGCACUUGACAGCCUGUCUCCAAGCAAGCAAGGAGAGUGAGAGGAGCCUUUGCUGAGCUCCAAAGACUUGCCUAAAAUCAGUGCACUUGGAGCUUCCCGGGGAAAAUAAAUUCACAGCUUCCUCAACAUAGGAGGGAAGCUUUUGACUCAACCUGUGCCACAGUUUUUAGUGAAGAAAGGUAGCCAUGGAAGAAAAUAUGGAAGAAGGACAGACACAAAAAGAUAUGAGCAAUAGGACAGGGAGAGAGGAAGAAAUCUGCUUGGUUAACAUGAAUCUCACUUGUCAUCGUUUAGGUUGUUUUGAAUGCUGUAUCAAGUGCUUGGGGGGCAUUCCUUAUGCGUCUCUGAUUGCCACCAUCUUGCUGUAUGCUGGGGUUGCUCUCUUUUGUGGGUGUGGACAUGAAGCCCUCUCAGGAACAGUGAACAUUCUGCAAACCUAUUUUGAGAUGGCAAGAGCUGCUGGAGACACUCUUGAUGUUUUCACAAUGAUUGACAUUUUCAAAUAUGUGAUCUACGGAGUAGCAGCUGCCUUCUUUGUUUAUGGUAUUUUGUUAAUGGUGGAAGGAUUUUUUACAACUGGUGCCAUCAAGGAUCUCUAUGGAGAUUUCAAAAUCACCACUUGUGGCAGAUGUGUCAGUGCUUGGUUUAUUAUGCUGACUUAUAUCUUCAUGUUGGCCUGGCUGGGAGUUACAGCCUUCACCUCUCUGCCCGUUUACAUGUAUUUCAACCUGUGGACCAUUUGUAAAAACACCACUCUUGUGGAAGGAGCAAAUUUCUGCUUGGAUCUCCGUCAAUUUGGAAUUGUAACAAUUGGAGAAGAAAAAAAGAUUUGUACAGCAUCUGAAAAUUUCCUCAGGAUGUGUGAAUCUACUGAGCUGAACAUGACAUUCCAUUUGUUUAUUGUAGCCCUUGCUGGGGCUGGAGCAGCUGUCAUUGCUAUGGUCCACUAUCUUAUGGUUCUGUCUGCUAACUGGGCCUAUGUGAAAGAUGCUUGCAGAAUGCAGAAGUAUGAAGAUAUUAAAUCAAAGGAAGAGCAAGAACUACAUGAUAUUCAUUCUACCCGCUCCAAAGAGCGGCUUAAUGCCUACACAUAAGGGAAACCUUGUCUUACUUUCUACCAUUAUUUGCUUUGUUGUUUAAAUAAAGGCCACCCAUCUUUCCAUUUUUAAAAUCAAAAUGAAAAAGUGCUUCUCACAAAACAAAGUAGGGUGACUUGUACAUUGCCCCUAUAUAAUUCUUGGUUGUCCUGCACUUGGUUUCUUAAUUAGUUAAUAGCUUAUGUGAUCAGUUUCUACUACAAAGCUCCUGAAACAGCCUUCCCUGCAUCCUAAAAUGGUUUUCUGUUAGAUCCAGAAUACUUAACUAUCGUCAAAUACAGAGAUGUGUUUUUUUAAAAACCACUUCAUAUGUGUUACACAUAACACUUUUUUUCUUAUAUGUUUUUGAAAAAGAACAAAUGGCUUUUUAUACUUUUUAGUUUGGAUUUUAGUAAGUACUUUAACUACAGGUAUACUUCUAAGGGACCACUCGUACCCCAUGUACAAUUUUUUGAGGAGGCACACUGCUGACAUUCCUUCAGAUUUGGAAAUCUUACCAGAUGGACCAGUGGGCAUCUUGAUGGAGGGUCCUGAGAACAUUUUAAAAACAAUUAAAGGUGCAAUUUCUAAAUUUGUAAGAGUAGGUAAAAAACAAAAAGAAGUGCUUCUUAUCUUUGUUAACAUUGUAUUAUCCUUGAUGUACUUAAUGGAGUAUUCACUAUUUUAAAGUUUCAUUGAUAGCUAUUCCUGUUUAUAUUGUGAGCAUGCAGACCGUGGUGCUUGUAAUGCAUGGCCAUGCGUCUUUUUCAAAGCGUAUGAUGACCACAGUUACCUUCAAGAUUUGCAGUGUAUAGACAAAUGUUACAUAGAGUUAUGUAUAGGUUUCUACAGAAUGACCUCUGUAAUCCCAAAAUGGCGAUGCUAAACUGGAGCUGUUAAUGUGCUGAUCUGCGCAAUUUUUGCUUAGCUAUAUUUAUAAAAAUACUAUAUAAUACAGCAACCUUAAGAGCCAGAGUCUUUUUACCUGCUUUAAACAAUUAAGUGGAUUGCACCUGUCUGAACUAUACAUAGAAUGUAUGUGAUCUUUUUUGAGGAGGCUUCCAUAAUUGUAAAAGCUUGGCUUGUAGCUUUCCUACACACAUACUGGUUUACCUGUAUAAUGUUAAAGUGGAUUUAAUGGCUGCUACUGGAGCUAUUGUUUGGAAAUGUUAGUAAUAUAUUUAAACCUUUAUUUUCAGUAAGAAAGUAUUAAGAGAAAAGUCAGUCAUGUUAAUCUGAAAGAAGUACCUGUUUAAAAACAAACAAAAACACAUAAAAACAUACAAAACAUUUUUAAAAAGUAUUAUUGGACCAAAUUUGGUGUUUUUAUUUUUAUUUUGCCUAUUUCUAAUGCUACAAGAAUGCUGUAAAGUGUCUUUUAAAGUGAUGUAUUCUGACAAGACAUUUUUGUCAGUGUUUUUAAAAAAACCUAGCUAGUCUGUGCACUUAUUGGAUCAUUGUGAAUUCUUUCUCAGUGUAAGUGCAUUUCUAAUAAAAAUUCUUGAGUAAAACUCUUCUUUGUACAAUUACUAGUCAUGCAUCAUCAGUAAUUUUUACCAAUUCUUGUAGUAAGUAGAGGGUAAUUCAAUAGUUACUUGUGGCAUGUUUAUGCAUCAAGUUGUAUUAGUUCAUUUUGCAUUUUUUACAUUUGUUUUGUUUUGAUUUUAUUUUAUUUUUUACACUUUACUGUCUUAUAAGAGGUCAACAUUCCAAAAUGUGCAGUACCAGUAUUUACAGUUCUGCAGAGGUAUUAUUAACUUCUUUCUAUUCUAUAUUGUAGUGUUUCAGUUUUGUGUCUUAAAACAGUUUGUGAUGCUUUUUAAAAUGUCUUUUAAACUCAUGUAAUGAUGUUGAUGCUUUUGGCUUUUCUCUGUAUUAGAGUUUGUAUUUUCACAAAGAAUGCUUUGUAGCAGGCAUUAUAAUUAAUCUGUUUUGUACAUAAAUGUGCCAACAGCUUGAUGGUGGCGUUUUUGAACUGUAGAACCAAGUGCUUGCAAAAAUGUAAUAAAUACACUUGUGUACUUUGUGUACUUA